UUUCUGUUCAUUGUUUCCUUCUCAGAUGGAGGGAAAGUAUGCGGUAGACGAGAAAUCGUCAAAAUCAGCUUCGACGAUUCCAAAACGAGCUUCUAUUAAAUCCCAAUCCGAUUUCGAUUACUCUACCAGGAAGCAGAAGCUCAGAGAAAGUUGCAUUAAACGAGUUAGAGAAGAGAGGACCCGUCUGCUGUGGAAACUGAGGCAAUCUGGUUGUCAAUCUUCAGAUCAAAAUGAGAUUAUCAGUUCUGCUUUCCAGGACAUUGUUUCUGAUGAAUUAAAAAAGAUCGAGUAUUCGUCCAGAAAUCCGACUGUAACUCCUGACUCCGAUGAUAUACUAUGGGAAUAUGAAGGUCCAAAAGAUGCUCAUGAAUGUGAAAGUGAAGAGAUAUUGCUAGAAAUGCAGCAGAUGUUUUACAAGGAUUUGAUAUCAGACACUACGAUAAAUGGAUCAUAUGUUCAGAUUGAAACAUGGGAAGACGAGGAAGAUGAUUAUUUGGCUAACUUAGUUUCUCAGCAUAUGCUAUUAAACAGUGAACCGGAGAAAAACCAGAUAUGGUGUCCAAUAUGCAAGCAAGGAGAGCUUAUGGAGAAUCACCGACAUAUCUAUUGCAACAUGUGUGAAUUGCAGCUGAACAGAGGCGAAGAGGUUAACCUGAACAUUCUGCAUGAACGUUUAGCGGAGGCGCACGCUGAACAUCUCGAGAGAGGAUGUAGGUUGAAACCCGAGUUCAGUGUGCAGAGUCUCUAUAAUUUGAAGGCCUUGUACAUAACAUGCGAAGCUUGUAGUACCUUUGAGGUCGUUGUAUAAGAUUAAAGUCUAACUUAAAGAAGGAUACACAUCGUUUUUCCUGUAUACAACUCUGGAGAUCAUUAGGUUAGGCGUGGUGGAAUCUUUGACAAGCAAUUAACACACAAACUCAUCUCUCCUACAUGUAUGAUGGACAGAAUUCAUUAAUUCAUCGUUUAUUGUGUUGUUAUGUGUCUCAUAAGUUGUGUUACUAAUUUGUUUAUAAAUUAUAAGUAUGUAUUUUUGCACUAUGAUAAAUUUAACUCUAA
This is a messenger RNA of Eutrema salsugineum, 1056 nucleotides long. RefSeq lists its product as uncharacterized. Lineage: Eukaryota; Viridiplantae; Streptophyta; Magnoliopsida; Brassicales; Brassicaceae. The record is from RefSeq and is a predicted model, not a curated record. Bases 26 to 808 code for a protein of 260 amino acids. The transcript has 6 exons. Gene Ontology annotation, cellular component: nucleus. Gene Ontology annotation, biological process: protein import into nucleus.